CUCCUCGGGCCGCCAUGGCCGCGCCCGCCGCGGGGGACGAGCUGCCCGUGCCCGAAUCAGGUGCUGUUUUCACAUUUGGGAAAAGCAAAUUUGGAGAAGAUGUUCCUAGCAAGUUCUGGUUCAAAAAUGACAAGCCUGUACUUAUAUCAUGUGGAGAUGAACAUACCGCUAUUAUUACAGGGAAAGGUAAACUAUACAUGUUUGGCAGUAACGACUGGGGCCAGUUAGGACUAGGAUCAAAGAACACUGUCAACAAACCAACAUGUGUUAAAGCUUUAAAACCAGAAAAACCAAAACUUGCUGUUUGUGGAAGAAACCACACUUUAGUUUACACAGAAAAAGGAAAUGUGUAUGCUGCUGGAGGUAACAGUGAAGGUCAGCUGGGAUUAGGUGACACAGAGGAAAGGACCACAUUUCAUUUAGUAAGUUUUUUCACCAGCCAGCACAAGAUCAAGCAGCUAGCAGCUGGAUCAUACACCUCAGCAGCAGUAACUGAGGAUGGGCAGCUUUUUGUGUGGGGUGAUAAUUCAGAAGGUCAGAUUGGCCUGGCCAAUGAAUCCUGUGUCAGUGUCCCUUGUCGAGUGGAUAUUGGAAAACCUGUUUCCUCUGUAUCCUGUGGAUAUUAUCACUCUGCCUUGAUAACAGGAGAUGGUGAGCUCUAUACUUUUGGAGAACCUGCAAAUGGGAAACUGGGAUUAUUGCCUGAACAGCUGAAGAACAAUAGAGUCCCACAGCCUGUACUGGGAAUUAUGGAAAAAGUUAAUAAGGUUGCUUGUGGUGGAGAGCACACAGUGGUGCUGACAGAGACAGAUGUCUAUACUUUUGGACUUGGACAAUAUGGGCAGCUGGGCCAUGGUACUUUUGUUUUUGAAUCUUCCGUACCAAAGUCUGUGAAGCACUUGAAGAAGCAUAAAAUACGUAAUGUUGCAUGUGGGGAAAAUCACACUGCUGUAAUAGCAGAGAAUGGCCUCAUGUUUACUUUUGGAGAUGGACGACAUGGCAAGUUGGGCUUUGGAGAAGAGAGUUUUACAAACCUGUUUGAUCCCACUCUGUGUUAUAAUUUCUUGAAGUUCACAGUGCUUUUGGUUGCUUGUGGUGGUUGUCACAUGCUGGUUUUUGCUGCUCCAAGACCUAAAGGAUCUGAAGAAAUACUCUUGGAAGAUUUAUAUGAGAAUCCUUUGACUGCUACCAUCCCUAAAAUGAGUGGAGACUUUGUACUGGCAGACACCUUGCAGCUGUCAGCAGCACGAAUGCGACGUCGGGAGAGGGAAAGGUCACCAGAACAGUUUAUUCGAAUGGCACAAACUCUGCCCCCACUGGGAGAAAGGUUCUUAAAAUCUUCAUUGCCUAUGACAAGCAACACUACCCCAUUCAGUUUUUCUGCAACAAGUCUUCCUAAAGCUGAAUCUGCGACAGAUGGAGACAGUGAAAAAGAAAAUGAUCAUCGAAAGGGUAAGCCUGGUGAAGCCUCUGCAGAAGAAGAUUCAGAUAAUGACAGUACUGACAGAAACCUGGGAGAUACAACUGACAUCCUAAAUAUGACACAUGCUAUGAAAUUGAAUCCUGGUGACUGGUCUGUAGAAUUAUCACCCCUCCAAAAACAGAAGAAGAACAAUAAAAAUGUGAAACUGAAAAGAGAUGGUAAGGGUGGGCUGAAAAACAAAGAUUCUGAUUGCACAAAGGAGGGCUCAAAAUUGGACUCUGGCUCUUUACAAAAGCAGUCCUCACUUUCAGAGUCACCAGGACAAGAUUUAGAAAAGAGUGGUGCCUUUGUAGGGAAGCCUGUAGCCAAAAAAAAACCAACAAAAGGUAAAUCUGAGUACGCACAAAGUGUUAGUACUUUGAAAAGGGGUGUUCAACAAGUGACUGGGGACAAAAGCAGGUUAGUGAAAAGCGAAGAAGAAUAUGUGGAAAAUCCUGAAUUUUUCAGAGAGGAUGUAACUUAUAAUUUUCCAACUGAAAAUCAAGUUCUGUCUGAAAGGACAAAUUCUUCUGAUAAAAAGUCAAAAGCCAUUAAAUCUAAGCAAUCCCUUAAAAUAGAGGUCCGUCCUUCUGCAUCCAGAGAUCAUCCCCGGACUGAUGAUUCCUUAAUUGUAGAAAAAUACAAUCCCGUUCAAAAGGAAGAAAGUCGAGAAGCAAUAAAAAGUCAAAACAAAAUAAAGGAUGUUGCUGAAAAAUCUGAGAAGAGUGAAAAAACACACAUCAAAGGAGAAGAAAGUAGUACAGAGAAGAUAGGGUUUAAAAUAUCUGUAACCAUGUCAUCGUCUUCAACUGAGGAAAGUAGUUAUGAUCUUGAAAAGUAUGUGCUUAAGCGUAGGAAGAAAGAAGAGGACUACAGUGAAGGCAGAGACAUCCAGAAGAUAAGAACAGUAGAAAACGUGGAAGAUUUGGACUUAGGAAAAGAAGACAGUGAGAUUGAGGAGAUGCAAAUAAGAAACAAUGAGAAAGAUUGUGUAGAAGAGACUGAUUUAAAAAGCCAGAAUGAGGAAGAAACAAACUCUGAUGCUAAAUCUGAUGAAGAUGGGCAGUUAGAAAUUAAGAACGGGGAGGAUUCUGAUCAAGAGCAGGAGAGUAGAGGCAGUGAAAAGGGUGAAAGUGAAAAACUAGAUGAAGCAAUUGACAUUGAAGGUAAACUAGGGGAGGAAGAAGAAGACAGUGAGUGUAAGAAAGGCAGAGAUGAAGUUUCAGCAGAAAAAGAUGAAGAUGAGGAGGAAAAAGAUAAUGAAGAAAAUGGAAGACAGGAAUCACAGGCUGAGAAAGACAGUGAGAAUGAGAGUGCAGAGGAGACUGAAGAGGUUAAUCAGGAAGAUGACAAAGAUCAAGGAGAUGACCAAGGCAGGCUGAUGGAGGAAGAAGAAAUACUGAGUGAGGGAGAAAAGGAGGAUAUGGAGAAGUAUGCAAAAGAGGAAGGCGCUGAAAAAGAAAAGGAGGAGCAGAUUAGAAGUGAGGGAAGAAAUGAGAGUGAGGAAGGAGGUGAAUAUAGAGAGGGGGAGGAAGAAAAAGAGGCAGAGACAGAAGAGGAAGGAGAGGAUGAGAAGGAAGAUGAAGAAGAAAAUGAAGAAAGGGAGAAAGAAAAAGACAAAGAGGGUGAAGAGAAGGAGUUAGGAGAACCAUUGGCAGGGAAGGAAGAAGAAGUAUCUGAAGAAGAACAGGAAGAAGAAGAUAUGAGGACUAAGGAGGUGGAGGAGGAUGGAGUGGAAGAAGGAGAAGAGGGAGAGGGAGAGGAUGAAGUGGAACAGGAAAGAAAAGAUGAGGAGAAAGAAGUAACAGAGGCAGAAGCAGAAGAGGAGGAGGAUGGAGUGGAAGAAGGAGAAGAAGGGGAGGAUGAAGUUAAGGAGGAAAGAAAAGAUGAGGAGAAAGAAAAAGGAACAGAAGCAGAAGCAGAAGGGGAGGAGGGUGGAGAAGACGAAAAGGAAGAAGAAGAGGGGGGAAAUGAAGAAGAGGAAGAAGGAGUAGAAGAGGAUGAGGGAGUGGGGGAGGAAAAAGAAGAGGGAGUUGGAGAAGAUGAGGAAGAAGAGGCAGUGGAAGAAGAGGGAGAUGAGGAAGAAGAGGCAGUGGAAGAAGAAGAGGGAGAUGAGGAAGAAGAGGCAGUGGAAGAAGAAGAGGGAGAUGAGGAAGAAGAGGGAGAAGAGGUAAUGGAAGAGGAAGAGGGAGAUGAGGAAGAAGAGGGAGUGGAAGAAGAGGAAGAUGAGGAAGAAGGAGUGGAAGAAGAGGAAGAGGAGGGAGAAGAGGGAGUGCAGGAAGAAGAAGAAGCAGAAGAAGAUGAAGAAGCAGAAGAAGAAGAGGAAGAAGAGGAUGAAGAGGAAGGAGAGGAAGAAGAAGGGGCAGGGGAAGAGGGAGAAGAAGAAGGGGAAGAGGGAGAAGAAGAAGGGGAAGAGGGAGAAGAAGAAGGGGAAGAGGGAAAAGAAGAAGGGGAAGAUGGAGAAGAAGAAGGGGAAGAGGGAGAGGGGGAAGAAGAAGAGAAGGAAAGGGAUGUAGGAGAGGAGGAAGAAGAGGAUGAGGAAGAGGAGAAAGAAGAGGAUGAGGGAGAGGAGGAAGAAGAAGAGGAAGAGGAAAAAGCAAAAGAUAAAAGAAAAAAUUAUCAUAAUAAGCUUCCACAAAAGAAAAGCAAAUCCAGGAAGACAGAAAAGACAGAAAGUACUGCUUUACCAAACAACUCUAAACAAAUCAUGAAGUCCAAACAGCAUGUAGCAAAUGGUUUACAUAAUUCAGAACAAUUUUGGAACAAUGUGCUACCUCAUUAUUUAACGCUAAAAUAGCAUAGACUACGGGACAUGCAUUUUAAGCCUGUUCAGAAAACUUUGGAAUGAUGGCAGAUUGAUUUUUAUUACUUAAAAGAAACUUCUAAUGUAGUCAAAAUACAUUAUCAUGCAUUUAAGUGCCAUUUACUUGAAAAAGACUGAGAAAAUGUUUAGAUUUGGGAAACUUUUAUAAGAGAAAUCGUAAGUUGUUGAUACAGUCAUUUUUACAAUCACAUUUAUCAUGGAUGACACAGAUUUAAAAAUAAUUGCUGAGGAGGUAAACUGUGUUUGCCUCUUAAUUAAAUUGUAAUGUUGUGUUUGACAACAUGAAUUAUACAUUGCAACAGUGUAAUCUUCUUUGCCUUUGAAUCAAUACAUAAGUAUUAGUUGCAGGACAGCUCACUUAUUAAUGUGCCUUAUAUGAAAGGAGUGUCAGUAAAUUAGCAAAUACACAUACUUUUAAAUUUUGGUGUCAGUCCAUAUUUAUUCCUCCUACUUUUCUUCUGUUCAUACAUUGGUAAAAUGUUUGAGUACUCAGCAUCAAUUAAAGAAAAGACAAGUUGCCAAAUUUUGGGUCAGCUGAUGGGAGGUAAAUGGAAAUGCAGUCCUGAGUAAGUGAUGACCUGCGGUUUUUCAAAGGCCUUAAGGCUGACUAAUAAUGUUGGUGUUUGGCACACAGCCAUGUGUUGUGUGCCAAAAGUCUCAGGAUCUGGCCUAGCUUAUGUUAGAGUCAGAAUGUAUCUGUUCAGGGAUAACUUUAACUAUCACCCUUGGUGAAAAGAAUUUGAAAAUACACUUGUAAACUUUUUUUACGUGUUUAUACUGUGCAGCACACAAAAGAUUCUAUAUCUGCCUACAAAACACUACAUUGCUUUAGUCAUCUAACUCUAAGGUUCUCAAGAAGGGUUGCUAUGUGAAGCAUAUACAUGUUUUCAGUAUCUGAGCCAAAGCUUUUCCUCACUGGAGGAGAUCUGUGCUUUUCCCUCCUAAAAAAAUCACAUCUCUGAUCUCUCAAAAGAGUUAGAGCUAUAAGCCAGAUGGAAUAGUAAAGAAAGUGGCAAGAAAGUCUGAAUUCUUUUCUGAAAAGACAAGGUUAAUACUUCUGGAGUUUCCUUUUAAAACACAAACAAAUCUUUCAAGUUAUUUUUGUAAGAUAUUGCAUUACUGUUUCAACUAUUGGGAGUUGAACUGGCAAAUGAAGAGAUAGGGACUCGUCACACAGCCCUGUUACUUAAAUUCUAUGCUAAUGGGUGGUCUGGGAAAUUUUUGUAAACAGAACACAGUAUUGACAUUCAUUUUCUAGAAAAAUAGUUACUUAAGUGCUAUUUGAAAAUGAGAACAGGAGAAGAAAGAAAUCAAAAUGAGUAAAUGUCAUUCAAUAAAAAUGUUAAUGGAAUCAAUACUUAUGUUGAGAUUAUGAAACAUUUUUGAUACUGUUUUGAAAGAUGCUGGCAUUAAACUCUCUUUGACACAAUGUAUCCAGAAUUUAUUUUUUAAAAAGCCUAUAGUAGAUUAGUAGUUUGCCAGUAGAUUGUAGUCCAGUUUGAUCCUUCCUACCCCAUUCACCCCUUCCAUGUUCCACAUUUGAAGGUAAGAUCACUUUGGUCAUGUGCCUUGCAUAACUACAACAAAAAGUUAAUCCAGUGACUGUAUUUUGUCCCUGUGAAACAUGUUUGAAACGUUGGAAUUCUCUGGAACACAUUGCCUUGACAUCAGCAUGUGUCUUUGAAACAGGGUAAGUGUCCUCAUAGUCUGAUAGAGUGCAAUAUUUUAAUAGUUAAAGGCACUUCCCAAGAAAACAGCUCUAACAACCGAGCCGUCAGCAGUGCUGCUCUGUCACUGAACUCCUGUGAAAAUACUUCCUUCUGAAACUAAGUGGAGCUAUGAUGUGUUAUUUUAUCUUUCUUAGGAAAGAUUAGGAUGUCACUGUGAUUAAACCUAGAGUAAUAUUGAGAAGUAUUUUUAUGGGCCUAAAACUGGGUUUCUUGGAUAUAACAUCUAGGUCUUUGUGAUGCUAGAAUUCAUCUUUGGAAGAAAACUGUGCUAUGAAAAAAAUCUGUUAUUUCUUGUUAAAAAUAUUUCCUAGAGAGAGGGAAAAAAAGGUGAGAGCACUUUGAAGCAAGUGAUUUCCAAUUCCACAUAGGAAUGGCUCUUCAUUCACUGUUUGGCUCUACCAUUUCAUCUUAAUUCCUAGGCAAAUGAGGACCAUUUAUUGUUCCUCUCUUAAGGUGCUGAUCGAAUAAAGUUUUCCCAGAGAGUGAAGGGAAGCCAGCUCAGGGGCAUCUCCUCUUCUUUGUUUUGUCUGGAUGAAAAUUCACUGAUCUGAGAACUGAUUUUAUGUAGUUUUGUGGAUCAUUCCUGUGGUGGGGGAAAAGCAGAGCAUUACUGCAGCACUUCCAAGGGUUUUCCACAGAAUCAUUACAUAAAUUGUACACUGUGCCAAUGUUUCUGGGCUUUGAUGGGACUUUGGAACUCCAUCAGCGUAACAAGUGGAAUUUUAUUUAAUUUAACUCAUACUGGUUUAUGAAGUUUGUUACUUGUGGUUUUGUGAAAAUUCAGUAUGUCCUUGGUAUUUAUUGUGACAUACAAAAAGAUUUAUGUGCAGCACUGAGGCAAUAUGGCAGAAAUGCUCCUGAACUAUUUCUUAGUAGAGAAAAAAAAACUUGCAAUAGUGAAAGAAAACAACAGACAACUGCUCAGAUAUCUUUAUUUCUACCAAUGGCUACUGGUAAAUGCCUGAGAAAAAAAUAUUAGAAUGGCACAAACAUGUAGUGUUACCUCUCCUGUAUAAUUAUUCAAAUAGUACAUUUGAAUGUACUAAAUACAUUCAGUAUAUCAAUAUACAUUUAGUAUAAUCAAAUACCAAAUGCAUUCAGUAUAAUCAAUAAUUUGUGGUUCAGCAGAUAUAAGUAUUAUAUUUAACAACCAUUUUCCUUCCAUGAAUUUCUUUCAAUCGAUUUUUAACCCAUUUAGCAGUACAUAUUUUGGAAAAUAAUUCUUACAUUUCUUUACACGUUG
Molecule: messenger RNA, 7259 nt
Organism: Empidonax traillii (willow flycatcher)
Lineage: Eukaryota; Metazoa; Chordata; Aves; Passeriformes; Tyrannidae
Gene: RPGR
Product: retinitis pigmentosa GTPase regulator
Exons: 14
Coding region: 15-4259 (1414 amino acids)
Biological process (GO): ubiquitin-dependent protein catabolic process; visual perception; protein ubiquitination
Cellular component (GO): photoreceptor outer segment
Molecular function (GO): ubiquitin protein ligase activity
Source: RefSeq, a predicted model, not a curated record